AUGGCCACAAGACCCACUGGCUCUAAGAAAUACCUCCAGCUGCUCCUUUUUCAGGUCACUUUUCUAGGGCCUGUCUUCUGUGGGAACGUGUUGGUCUGGCCAUCAGAAGGCAGUCACUGGCUGAAUAUGAAGAUAAUUAUACAGGAGCUCAUCCAUCGUGGGCACAGUGUUACCAUCCUGGUAUCCAGCGCUUCCCUCUUCAUUAAACCCGGGGCUGAGUCCAUGGAGAAGUUUGAGGUCUAUAACGUGCCCUUCAAGAAAGACACCAUUGAGAACCUGAUUGAGGAUGUAGUGGCACUGUGGCUGAAUAACAGGCCAACCAUCUUGACCUUCUGGCAGUUUUACAAGAACCUGGGAAAACUGUCCAAAAACUGGCACCACAUGAACAGGCUAAUGUGCGACGCGGUGCUAACCAACCAAGAGCUGAUGGCCCACCUGCAGGGGUCUAGAUACGACCUGCUGCUGUCAGACCCAGUGACCCUCUGUGGGGAUGUCCUGGCUCUCAAGCUGGUUGUUCCCUUCAUCUACUCGCUGCGCUUCUCCCCAGCCUCCACCGUGGAGAGGCACUGUGGCAAGAUCCCAGCCCCACCAUCCUACACACCUGCAGCCCUGUCUGAGCUCACUGACUGCAUGUCCUUCGGACAAAGAAUAAAAAACAUUGUGUCUUACCACCUGCAAGACUACAUUUUCCAGAGCUACUGGGGAGAAUGGGAUAUCUACUAUAGCAAGGUCUUAGGGAGGCCCACAACCCUGUGUGAGACGAUGGGGAAAGCAGAGAUAUGGUUAAUCAGAACAUACUGGGAUUUUGAAUUUCCACGCCCUUUCCUGCCCAACUUUGAGUUUGUUGGAGGACUUCACUGCAAGCCUGCAAAGCCAUUACCAAAGGAAAUGGAAGAAUUUGUUCAAAGCUCAGGGGAACACGGCAUUGUGGUAUUCUCUCUCGGGUCGAUGGUCUACAAGCUAACUGAUGAAAAAAGUAAUGUGAUUGCCAGAGCCCUCAGCCAGCUUCCACAAAAGGUCCUCUGGCGGUACAAAGGAAAAAAACCAGAAACUCUGGGUUCCAACACCAGGAUUUAUGACUGGAUACCCCAAAAUGACCUGCUUGGCCAUCCCUUGACAAAGGCCUUUAUUACUCAUGGUGGGACCAAUGGGAUCUAUGAAGCUAUCUACCACGGGAUCCCAAUGGUUGGGAUUCCCAUAUUUGCUGACCAGCAUGACAACAUUGCUCACCUGAGGGCAAAGGGAGCUGCAGUUGAGCUGGAUUUCAGCACACUGAAGACACAGGACCUAGUUGAUGCACUGAAUACAGUCAUUAACAAUUCCACCUAUAAAGAAAAUGCUCUAAGGUUAUCCAAGAUACACCAUGACCAGCCAGUUAAGCCUCUGGACAGAGCUGUCUUCUGGAUCGAGUUUGUCAUGCGCCACAAAGGAGCAAAGCACUUGAGACCAGCUGCUCACCAUCUCACCUGGUACCAGUACCACUGCUUGGAUGUUCUGGCAUUCUUGUUCAUGUGUACAGCCAUUGCUGUCUUCAUUCUUGCCAAGUGCUGCUUAUUUUGCUGUAAGAGAUGUGGAAGGAUUGCAAAGAGGAAGAAAGAAUAGGCAUCCUGUUACCAUCAGCACUUUUUCUUCUCCUUUCUUCAGCAAGGCAUUUAUGUACAUUCCUUGGUGAAUAAAAUUAUUAGGAUAUACUUUAAGCUGGGCAUAUCAUGAAGCACCCAGCUGAACUGGGUCAUGCUAAAAAGCUGUCAUGGGGCAGAGCUUCUUGCUUAGCCAGCAAAUUCCUUGUGGCCUAAGUAAGACUGAAUUGUAGUUGCUUUAUCCCUUGGGACGCUGUUAGCUGAUCACACACAGUCCCUAGAACAGUAACUGCUGCUGUAACUUUUCAAUUUCAUUUUGAUAUAUUUCAUAAAUUCAGCCUUCCCACAUGUGGUACUGUGGAUCCCUUAAUCUGCAACUGGCUUCCUUACCAUAAUGCUGUCCUCUCUUAUGUCACCCAGGCUUGAUGAUUCACAACCAAAAGGCCUCUGCUGUCUCAGAAUAGCUCUCUCCAGACUGGACAGUGAAGCAAACAUCACAGGCUCUUAAAAAGUGUCCCUCUGAAGGGCCAAGGCAAUUAAAAACUGGGAGCUGCAAGUGGCUGGUGAAGCCUGUAUUAUCACAUUUUUACAAAUGCACUGACUACUUGGGGGGCUGAUGGGAGACAAGAGUCCUAAAACCAGCAGAGAAAUUACUUUUCUCAGAAACCUUUCUUUUCCAUUCAGUCUGGAAUCCUGCUGCACAGGCCAUCAUUCUAACUGAAACAUUAUAGGGUCGUUGAAACCACCAGGAACUUGCCUCUCUUAACCCCCAAAUGCCACUGAGCCAUGCUAAAUGUAGGAAAACCUCAAGAGAUGGAACUUGCAAAGAAGUAACACUACAUGGGGGAACAGUGCAACAGGCACUUGCCUUGCCUUAGAAGUUGGGAGGGAAAAUGGUGCUGCUCUUGGCUCAGGUAAGAGCAGUAGCAAACUCAGCACUCCUGAAAUUGUUCAAGGUGCACUUACUGAUGGAAGCCUACUGAAACAAUGCUAGUUCUGGCCUCCUGUUCUAGGUAAGGUUAUUCCACUGCUGUGCCAGCAUACUCAAGAACAAACCUGCUCCAGUUUUAAUUGAUACUUGCUGUAUUCUGAAUACUGCAGAAUUGUUUUCAAACAGAACAGGCUGAGAAAACAUGUUGUAUAUGUUUACACAAUAAAAUUCCCUACACUGCAUUAACUUUAUUAGCAUUGUCAACAGUUUCAAAUCUCUUCAUACUACAACGUUUACAAAAGCUCACAUGAAUUAUUUCUAAACUAAAGAGCGGUUAGAACAAGACUAGUGGUUCUCGUGGUCAUUUCUGGUACACAGUUCCUACAGUCAUGAUAGGAUCAUAUGCUGGAAUAUGCAUACUGAAAUAUGCAUAGCAAACAAAGUGGAACAGCAUGACAUUCAUGCCCUGGAUUGAAAAUGUUUGGCUCUAACUGUUCAUAAACCUGGGUCCCUAGGCACAGCUCCACCAAGCUUGAUCACUAACAGCUUCCAUGAUCCAGCUUCUGCAAGCAGAUUUGCUGAGAUGUCAGUAUGGUUGCCAGAAGAUGAGCAAGCAUCCUAGCAUACUGCACAGACAUCAGUCAUACAGGGCUAACAAAGGACAGGGGAGACAGGAUAGCUGGGAGAAGUUGGACAGAGAAAGUGCUCUAGAGUGACUUUAAUGAGGUGGUGCUUUUCUGUAACUUAAGAGAAGUUUGGCUUAUCUAGCAUUGAAUUAAAAAAAAACCAAAAAC
Athene cunicularia (burrowing owl) is the source of this 3305-nucleotide messenger RNA. Its product is annotated as UDP-glucuronosyltransferase 2A2-like. Gene Ontology annotation, molecular function: UDP-glycosyltransferase activity. Lineage: Eukaryota; Metazoa; Chordata; Aves; Strigiformes; Strigidae. Bases 1 to 1602 code for a protein of 533 amino acids. The record is from RefSeq and is a predicted model, not a curated record. The transcript has 6 exons.